This is a messenger RNA of Coregonus sp. 'balchen', 11299 nucleotides long. The record is from the annotation of a GenBank genome assembly. Lineage: Eukaryota; Metazoa; Chordata; Actinopteri; Salmoniformes; Salmonidae.
CCCCACAGAUGUCUGCAGCCAGUUGUCUGGGCACCCCACCACCAGAGGCCCACCAUGGGCCAGUGCUGGCAGCCCUGGUCUUGUUUGAAAAUGAAUACGGCUCCUUAACUGGGCCAGCCACCAAAUUAGAGCCCUUGCAUAGAGUAUCAUCUUGAGUAUGACCCUGACAUCAGCACUCGUUCCUGUCUCUUUUUGUCCCUUGCCUGGAAGGCACACACAGACAUGGUCAGUGCUCCUGCUGUCUUUUCCUAUAUCUCUAACCUGAAGGGCACCUUGGGGUCUACUAACUUUGGUCAGGGGCUCUGUUUGUGUGUGUGUUUAUGUGUAUAUGGUUUGAUUUUAAGUUUAUCUGGUGUGCUUUGUUAGGUAUUAAGACAACUUGUUGAACACGUUGCCUGGUCACUGUUCUUUCUCAGUAUGCCAUGUGCAAGAGGGCAAUGGCGGCGUGCUUUUUGCAUGUGGUCUCAACAUCUGUAAUAUCAUAAUUUCUUUGGACUUGGGCUGUUGAUUCUCGGCUACCUCAGAAUCCUCUGCUGUCACAAUUACUUUUUAUUGACGUUUUCUUUAUUUGAGUUUCUCAAAUAUUAAUUUGUAAUUAAUACUGUAUAGGAAAUAUUUCCCAUUAGUUGUGCUACUAACUUGGUUUGAAUAAUAAUGGAUUUUUUGCAUGUGGACAGAAAUUAAUCUGACUUGACCUCGAUGCAACACCUUUCCCCAGGUUUUCUUCUGUUAUGUCUUUCAUAUCUCUGAAGUGCACAGAAAUCUACAGUGCUUGCAUUAUUGGUCCAUGCAAUAAUAUUUUGUUUUUGUUUUGCUGAUACAGAAAUGCAGUAGUCAGCUUAUAAAGGGAGACUUAUACUGUGGAUAUACUGAUCCCUGUAAACAGAAUUUUCCACUGUUACUCUACAUGUGUUCUGAUGGCUUAUGAAUCUCGAUUGUCAUUCAAUUUCUCAAGACCGUCUCUUUGCCUGUAUUACAUGCCUGUAUUAGUCGUUAGUGUAUAGGCUGUUCAGCACACGGACACUCGUCUUUAGAAACCGUUACUUAAGCUCCGAGGCUGACAGGGCACACAACAUGGCCAUUCAUUAUCAGAAUACAGCCGCUGGGCCUCUCCCUGACAGCCGCUGGGCCUCUCCCUGACAGCCGCUGGGCCUCUCCCUGACAGCCGCUGGGCCUCUCCCUGACAGCCGCUGGGCCUCUCCCUGACACCUGUUCUUGGCACCGAGCUAGACUGGACAAGACGUCUGUCAUAAACACAUAGGAUGUGUGUGUUACUGACUGUAUGAAUGGGGAGGAGGGGGUUUGGGGAUUCUUCAGGGGUAUUACGGCACAGGCAUAGGGGUUUAAUGGCACAGGCAGGGAGCCCAGCCAACAGCAAGUUGCAGUAAUCCAGACGGGAGAUGACAAGUGCCUGGAUUAGGACCUGUGCCGCUUCCUGUGUAAGGCAGGGUUGUACUUUCCGAAUGUUGUGGAGCAUGCACCUACAGGAUCGGGUCACCGCCUUGAUGUUAGCGGAGAACGACAGGGUGUUGUCCAGGGUCACGCCAAGGCUUUUUGCACUCUGGGAGGAGGACACAACGGAGUUGUCAACCGUGAUGGCGAGAUCAUGGAACGGGCAGUCCUUCCCCGGGAGGAAGAGCAGCUCCGUCUUGCCGAGGUUCAGCUUGAGGUGGUGAUCCGUCAUCCACACUGAUAUGUCUGCCAGACAUGCAGAGAUGUGAUUCGCCACCUGGUUAUCAGAAGGGGGGGAAAGGAGAAGAUUAGUUGUGUGUCGUCUGCGUAGCAAUGAUAGGAGAGGCCAUGUGAGGAUAUGACAGAGCCAAGUGACUUGGUGUAUAGCGAGAAUAGGAGAGGGCCUAGAACUGAGCCCUGGGGGACACCAGUGGUGAGAGCAUGUGGUGCAGAGACAGAUUCUCGCCACGCCACUUGAUAGGAGCGACCUGUCAGGUAGGACGCAAUCCAGGAGUGAGCCGCGCCAGAGAUGCCCAACUCGGAGAGGGUGGAGAGGAGGAUCUGAUGGUUCACAGUAUCAAAGGCAGCAGACAGGUCUAGAAGGACAAGAGGAGAGAGAGUUAGCUUUAGCAGUGCGGAGAGCCUCCAUGACACAGAGAAUAGCAGUCUCAGUUGAAUGACCAGUCUUGAAACCUGACUGGUUUGGAUCAAGAAGGUCAUUCUGAGAGAGAUAGCAAGAGAGUUGGCUAAAGACGGCACGCUCAAUAGUUUUGGAGAGAAAAGAAAGAAGGGAUACUGGUCUGUAGUUGUUGACAUCAGAGGGAUCGAGUGUAGGUUUUUUGAGAAGGGGUGCAACUCUCGCUCUCUUGAAGACGCAGACAGCGGUCAAGGAUGAGUUGAUGAGCGAGGUGAGGUAAGGGAGAAGGUCUCCGGAAAUGGUCUGGAGAAGAGAGGAGGGGAUAGCGUCAAGUGGGCAGGUUGUUGGGCGGCCGGCCGUCACAAGUCGCAAGAUUUCAUCUGGAGAGAGAGGGGAGAAAGAAGUCAAAGCAUAGGGUAGGGCAGAACCAGCAGUGUCAUUUGACUUAACAAAUGAGGAUCGGAUGUCAACCUUCUUUUCAAAAUGGUUGAUGAAGUCAUCCACAGAGAGGGAGGAGGGGGGGGGGGGAUUCAGCAGGGAGGAGAAGGUGGCAAAGAGCUUCCUAGGGUUAGAGGCAGAUGCUUUGAAUUUAGAGUGGUAGAAAGUGGCUUUAGCAGCAGAAACAGAGGAAGAAAAUGUAGAGGAGGGAGUGAAAAGAUGCCAGGUCCGCAGGGAGUCUAGUUUUCCUCCAUUUCCGCUCGGCUGCCCGGAGCCCUGUUCUGUGAGCUCGCAAUGAGUCGUCAAGUUACAAAUAAAAAUGUGUAUAUGUUACAAAUUUGCAAAAUGUAUGAUAUGUUACGAAUUUUAGCUAGGUGGCUAGCUGGCUAACAUUAGCUAGGGGUUAGGGUUACGUUCAGGAGUUCGUUAAAGGGUUAGCUAACAUGCCAAGUAGUUGCAGAGUAGUUGAAAAGUUGCUAAAAUUGAAAAGUUGUUCGAACUCACAACCUUUGGUUUGCUAGACGUUCGCGUUAUACGCCCAACCCGACCAAUCACCCUCCUUUCGUUUUUGCCUUAAGUAACCAUCUCUUAUUUAACAUAUCAUAUUAAUAUGGGUGUCCUGGAUUGACAUUUACUAUGUUACGUCUAGUCUGAGACCAGGCUGGGCUUUAUGUUUUCCAUGGUGUUGAUAACAACUGUUAUUAGUUCAUAUUGUACUUGUUUUCACUGAUCAUAGUUCUGUUUAGAGCCAACAUCUAGUAACCCAUGUUUGAUACUUCAGAGAAGGAUGAUAUGAAUUCAACUGAAAUGUAAAAAAUAGACAGCAAAAUAAACUUUAACAAGAAUAAAGCACAGUAAUAACAUGGGGUUUUAGAGCCCUUGAAGCAUUAUCAGAAGUUUAUUGAUGUGUGCAUCUGUUUCUCUCCCUCCCAGUCUCACCGUAAAUUCCACGCGCCCCGCCAUGGGCACUUGGGCUUUCUGCCCUGCAAGCGCAGCAAGAAGCACCGGGGGAAGCCCCGCAGCUGGCCCCAGGACGAUCCCAGCCAGCCCGUCCACCUCACCGCCUUCAUGGGCUACAAGGCCGGCAUGACACACAUCCUGCGCGAGGUGCAUCGCACUGGCCUGAGUAUGUACAGCCUGCCUUACAGCAUGUCAUGGUUGGAUGAUAGUAUAAGUGAUAGAAAUGAUUUAAGAUUAGGAUAGAGCUAUAUGUGAAUCAGGAGUAAGAGCCAUGUGAGUAUUAGACCUGGUCCCAGAUCUGUUUGUGCUGUCUUGACAACUCUUGACAAUGAUCUCUGUGCAGAUGAUGUAUGAUGUUUUAAUUUCUGAAUAAUGGUGAUGGAAUCAAACCGCUGAUGCCAGAGAGAGAAAAUGUGACGAUGACCAUAGAGCCCAGCUCUGUUUUCUAUCCUAGUCAUCUUCCUCUGUUCUGUUCCGACAUUGAUAUUAUACUCUACCCUUUGUCGUUCCUCCUGUAGGCUACACACAGGCCAUUUGCCUUUAUAGUUUCUGUGGCAACUGACCCCAUCUCUGCUCCUCUCCCUCCCUCCCAACAGAGCAAGCCAAACGUGAGUCGGUGGAGGCAGUCACUAUCAUCGAGACUCCGCCUGUGAUGGUGGUGGGGGUUGUUGGAUACAUAAACACAGUCCGUGGCUUGAGGUCCUUCAAGACCAUCUUCGCCGAGCACCUCAGUGACGACUGCAAGCGCAGAUUCUACAAAAGCUGGUGUGUGGCAAUGAGCGUCUGGUGUGUGUGUGUCUUAUUGAAGUAUAGAGAUGUGACUAUGACCUCUGUGCAGAUGAUGUUUGAUGUUUUAAUUUCAGAAUAAUAGUGUUGAAAUCAAACCACUGAUGCCAGAGAAGGGGGGGGUGUAAAAUAACACUCAUGAUCAAGAGAUUGGUUUUCAAUCUCCACCCUGUAUGUAAACUCUUCCAGGUACAAGAGCAAGAAGAAGGCAUUCACCAAGUAUGCCAAGAAGUGGACAGACGAGAGUGGCAAGAAGCAGCUGGAGAAGGACUUUAAUAACAUGAAGAAAUACUGCACAUCCAUCCGAGUCCUCAUCCACUCUCAGGUACAUAGAACGCUCUUAUCAAUCAUGUGAUCCAACGGAAAUCCUCCACUCCUAUCCUCAUUGAGUUUCUAUUGGCUUGUGGUGAAUGAGUAACAGCUGGUGGUAUCCCUGGGGUUCACCCGUCUCCACCUCAAGGACCUCUCUUCAGAACGGGCACGGCUGUCUGAGUUAUAGCCUACCCAGAUCCUACCAGAACACAUGGCAACUGAAAGAAAGAAAAACUCCCUAAUCGCAAGGCCCCCGUUGUGAACAAAUGUCUUCUCUCUCUCGCACGUACACACGCAUGCAUGCAGGUACUAGAGUAUGGAGUUUCAAAUUACAGUUUAAAAAUACUCCUGUGAGGAGCAGAACCUUGACUGCACUUACAAACUUCCCUCGAGGGAAGCGUUGUGUUGGUACCAAACACUACUCAGUGUUACUGGUAGAAUUCAGGGUAUUAUGGUGUCUGUUUGUCGAAGCAUUUACAUUUUAGUCAUUUAGCAGACGCUCUUAUCCAGAGCGACUUAGUGAGUGCUUACAUAAUUUUUUUUUAAUCCCCUUUCAUACAGUGGUAUGAUGACUGUAAGAUGGGGAUAGAGCAAUGUGUAUGUUAAUCAUGUCUCCAGUGAGAGAAUUAGCCUGGUACCAGAUCUGUUCUAGCUGUCUUGACUAUUCCUAUGGUCAAUGUCACGUUUGGCAGAUGUUUUUUCUCUUUCUGCAGAUGAUAUAUGUUUUAAUUUCUGAAUAAUAGUGUUGGAAUCAAACCACUGAUGCGAGAGGAAAAAAACAUGAUCGUAGGCGUCAAGACCGCACAAACAGAUGUGGGACUUGGCUAUGAGAGAACAGAGACCUGACUGAGUCACAGGGUUAUGAUGAAUCACAGGGCUGUAGGAUGAAGUUGCCCCUAGACCGUGUGGUUAAAAUAUAUAUAUAUAUAUCUACACUACCGUUCAAAAGUUUGGGGUCACAUAGAAAUGUCCUUGUUUUCUAUGAAAAUAUACAUGAAAUAAAGCAAAAUUAAUAGCAAAUGUAGUCAUUGACAAGUUUAGAAAUAAUAAUUGUGUCCUUCAAACUUUGCUUUUGUCAAAGAAUCCUCCAUUUGCAGCAAUUACAGCCUUGCAGACCUUUGGCAUUAUAGUUGUCAAUUUGUUGAGGUAAUCUGAAAAGAUUUCACCCCAUGCUUCCUGAAGCACCUCCCACAAGUUGUAUUGGCUUGAUGGGCACCUCUUACAUACCAUACGGUCAAGCUGCUCCCACAACAGCUCAAUAGGGUUGAGAUCCAGUGACUGUGCUGGCCACUCCAUUAUAGACAGAAUACCAGCUGACUGCUUCUUCCCUAAAUAGUUAUUGCGUAGUUUGAAGCUGUGCUUUGGGUCAUUGUCCUGUUGUAGGAGGAAAUUGGCUCCAAUCAAGCGCCGUCCACAGGGUAUGGCAUAGCGUUGCAAAAUGGAGCAAUAGCCUUCCUUCUUCAAGAUCCCUUUUACCCUGUACAAAUCUCCCACUUUACCACCACCAUAGCACCCCCAGACCAUCACAUUGCCUCCACCAUGCUUGACAGUUGGCAUCAAGCACUCCUCCAGCAUCUUUUCAUUUCACUUCUCACAAAUGUUCUUCUUUGUGAUCCGAACACCUCAAACUUCGAUUCGUCUGUCCAUAACUUUUUCCAAUCUUCCUCUGUCCAGUGUCUGUGUUAUUUUGCCCAUCUUAAUCUUUUGUUUUUAUUGGCCAGUCUGAGAUAUGGCUUUUUCUUUGCAACUCUGCCUAGAAGGUCAGCAUCCCGGAGUCACCUCUUCACUGUUGACAUUGAGACUGGUGUUUUGCGGGUACUAUUUAAUGAAGCUGCCAGUUGAGGACCUGUGAGGCGUCUGUUUCUAAAACUAGACACUCUAAUGUAUUUGUCCUCUUGCUCAGUUGUGCACCGGGGCCUCCCACUCCUCUUUCUAUUCUGGUUAGAGCCAGUUUACGCUGUUCUGUGAAGGGAGUAGUACACAGCGUUGUACGAGAUCUUCAGUUUCUUGGCAAUUUCUCGCAUGGAAUAGCCUUCAUUUCUCAGAACAAGAAUAGACUGACGCGUUUCAGAAGAAAGUUAUUUGUUUCUGCCCAUUUUGAGCCUGUAAUCGAACCCACAAUUGCUGAUGCUCCAGAUACUCAACUAGUCUCAAGAAGGCCAGUUUUAUUGCUUCUUUAAUCAGCACAACAGUUUUCAGCUGUGCUAACAUAAUUGCAAAAGGGUUUUCUAAUGAUCAAUUAGGCUUUUAAAAUGAUGAUAAACUUGGAUUAGCAAAUACAACGUGCCAUUGGAACACAGGACUGAUGGUUGCUGAUAAUGGGCCUCUGUACGCCUAUGUAGAUAUUCCAUUAAAAAUCAGCAGUUUCCAGCUACAAUAGCCAUUUACAACAUUAACAAUGUCUACACUGUAUUUCUGAUCAAUUUGAUGUUAUUUUAAUGGACAAAGAAAUGGCUUUUCUUUUGAAAACAAGGACAUUUCUAAGUGACCCCAAACUUUUGAACGGUAGUGUAUAUAUAAUUUUAGAUUUUUGUGUGUAGGAAACAAACUUGAUAUACUUUAAAAUGAGUGAAACCAAAUCAAAACUGUAGAAAUAAUGGACCUACAUUCAUACAGUUUUUUUAAAUUGUCCAGCUUGUUUAUAAUCACCGAAAUUAAAGCUAGACAGAGGGAGCAUCAAAAAUGUAAAAAAUGAUGGAUAGAGGAUACGUUUUUGAAAAUUGACAGCAAGGAAAUAUUUUAUACAAUUCAAUGCGGCCUUCCGGACCUCGUUGUAGACCGAAUGCGGCUCCCAGGGAAAAAUGAGUAAGACAAACCUGCCCUAGACGCUGCUCUUCAGAUUUCCCCCACUAAUGGUUAGGAUUGGGGAAAGGGAAGCUGAUCCUAGAUCAGAGAUUGAAUCCUAGAAUAAAUAAUACUAAUUAUUCAGUGUGAAAGGGAAGGGAGCGGAGGCAUUAAAGUUGUGUGUGAAUCGUCCUGGCUUCUGUACCUUCAUAAUUGUCUCUCUAGAUUCGCCUGCUGCCCCUCAAAGCUAAGAAGGCCCACAUCAUGGAGGUGCAGCUAAACGGCGGCACCAUCUCCGAGAAGGUGGACUGGGUCAAAGAGAAGCUGGAGCAGCCCGUCCCUGUGUCCUCAGUCUUCUAUCAGGAUGAGAUGAUAGACGUCAUCGGGGUCACCAAAGGUCACGGGAUGAAAGGUAGGAGGUUUUGAGGUACAGGGUCGUCGGGGUCACGGUAGAAGAUGUUCAUAGGUACAGAUCUAGGAUCAGCUUCUCCCACUCAUCCGUUUGACAAUGACCUCUGUGCAGAUGAUGUAUGAUGUUUUAAUUUCUGAAUAAUAGUGAAGGAAUCAAACCACUGAUGCCAGAGAUCUUUUGUUGUUGACAAUGACCAUAGGAGUUGGCACUCACCCCGGGGAUGAGUGGGAGAAAUCUAUAUGGACAUUAAUAACAUGGCAAUACCAUUGGUUAUAAUAUCUCCAUAGACAUGUCUCUAGGUCAAACAGAAUGGCUCAGAAAGACCCAGAAUUUUUCUUCUUGCUAAUAAUAAUCAUUAGUAAAAGAUGCAUGUCAAUGUCUGCAGGCCGACGGUAUAGUACCAUUCAGCUAUUAUGUUAUAUUGGCUGGUCCUGUGGCAUAACUAAUUUCCUAUUGGUUUUCUACUGAUUUUCCUAUUGGUUGUCAGGUGUGACCAGUCGUUGGGGAGUGAAGAAGCUGCCCAGGAAGACUCACAAGGGCCUGCGUAAGGUGGCCUGCAUCGGAGCCUGGCACCCUUCCCGUGUGGGCUACACCAUCGCCCGGGCCGGCCAGAAGGGCUACCACCACCGCACAGAGCUCAACAAGAAGGUCAGCAGCACCAGGGUUCUAGUUGAGAUAGGCGUAUGAAAUUCAUCAUUUGACCAGAUAUUGUGAUUUGACCAGGUGUUCCUUGAAAAAUAGGUGUUUUGACCUCAAAGGGGCUACAUUGUAAAAUCGUUUUCUUCAUACUUUGUUAAUGAACGAUCUGUGUGAAUGUUUGAGUUGCGUGUACAUAACUGGAACUAGUUAGGGUUCUGUUGUAGUUGUAAUUACGUAGAGGUUGAUACUGUACUGGUUAGACUAAGGGUGAUUCACCACCAUCAUGCUGUUUCAGUGUUUUACUCUGUCUACAGAUCUACCGUAUUGGCAAAGGGGUCCAUGUCCAGGAUGGCAAAGUGAUCAAGAACAACGCCUCCACUAACUACGACACCACCCAGAAGACCAUCACCCCCAUGGUAAUAUAAUAACACCACCCCCAUGGUAAUAUAAUAACGUCCUAAUAAUGUUAUUGACAUGAGCCUGGAAACGAUGUGAUAUAACAUGGUAACCAAUCUAAUUCUUACUUUUGGUUAAUGACGUGAUGCAUCCUCUGCUUUCGAUCACCAGCUUCUUCUGGUGAUGCCACCCUGUAAAGGAAAGCCUAGAGCCCUGACAUGCAAGAUGGGUAUAUGGCUGAUAUUAGAGUGCAAUUACUGGCUAUGUAUUGCAGGUUGUGGCCAUUAAUGCGGUGUGCUACUCCCGUUUCAUCUGUAUUAAUAUUAUUCACCCAUCCUCUUCCUCUGUCUCCUGUUGUCUGUCUGUAGGGAGGGUUCCCCCACUAUGGUGACGUGAAAAAUGACUUCUUGAUGCUGAAGGGCUGUGUGAUCGGCUGCAAGAAACGUGUCCUCACCCUGAGAAAGGUACAGUGCCUAUGUGUUUAGAGGAGUGAAACGCAUAAUUUUGAUGCCAAACGUGACAACUACCUCUGUGCAGAUGAUGUAUGAUGUUUUAAUUUUUGAAUAAUAGUGAAAGAAUCAAACCGCUGAUGCCAGAGAGAGAAAAACAUGACCAUAUGAGUUGGGGAUGCUAAAGCAUGAGACAUUUGACCGUGUGUUGAACUCUAACCACUUGUGUGUGCGCGUGCUUCUCUCUCACAGUCCAUGCUGGUGCACACAUCACGCAAGUCCAAGGAGACCAUCGACCUCAAGUUCAUUGACACCACUUCCAAGUUUGGCUACGGCCACUUCCAGACCGCCCAGGAGAAGAGGGCCUUCAUGGUGGGUACCGGCCUGGCUGUGGAUGGUGGGAGUGAGCAGAAUCAUUGUAGGGGGGAGUGGGACUGAUAGACAUUGUUAAUGAUAUAGUGGGACUGAUAGAGGAUGUUAGUGAUGGAGGAGUGGGACUGAUGGAGGAUGUUAGUGAUGGAGGAGUGGGACUGAUGGAGGAUGUUAGUGAUGGAGGAGUGGGACUGAUGGAGGAUGUUAGUGAUGGAGGAGUGGGACUGAUGGAGGAUGUUAGUGACGGAGGAGUGGGACUGAUGGAGGAUGUUAGUGACGGAGGAGUGGGACUGAUGGAGGAUGUUAGUGACGGAGGAGUGGGACUGAUGGAGGAUGUUAGUGAUGGAGGAGUGGGACUGAUGGAGGAUGUUAGUGAUGGAGGAGUGGGACUGAUGGAGGAUGUUAGUGAUGGAGGAGUGGGACUGAUGGAGGAUGUUAGUGACGGAGGAGUGGGACUGAUGGAGGAUGUUAGUGAUGGAGGAGUGGGACUGAUGGAGGAUGUUAGUGAUGGAGGAGUGUAGGUAAGUGAAGGGAAAGGCUAGGAUUAUGUAGGGACAGAGUAGGUUGGGGUGGAGGCACUGAAGCGUUUGUGUAAAGGGGGACACCCUGUAUCGAAAGUGACUAUGGCAUGACUGUUGUCCUAGUCAUUGAUAGUACAGGAAUAGUGAUGAAAGAUUUUCCCGUGUUUGUUGGAAUACCUGUUCCUGUCAAACCCUGUAUCUUUCAAACAUCUUCCACAUCUACAACAAUCAAUACUUUUAAUGUGUAAAACAUUGUGCUCAUAUUAGACUCGUUUUCACUCAUCUAGCAAAAAAUGCUUUUGCUUGAGCCGAUGGUUUGAUCUAAUGCUGUGACAAAUUGGAUGUGUAUUAGCUGGAUUCUGGAAUGUGCUCUCAGAAGAAAAAGGUACAGGGAAUUGAGAUGUGGAAUUAAAGGGAUGUGGACUGGAUCUCCCUUCGACGUCCCAACUGGCACCCAUUGGGCUCUGGUCAAAAGUAGUGCACUAUAUAGGGAAUGGGAUGCCAUUUGGGACGUAACCCUCUAUCUCAGCUGGGUGAACCUGUUGCUUUAAUACUGGACUUCUGUUGACCCUGCUGUGACCUCUGACCUACAGGGCCCACUGAAGAAGGAUGUGCAGAAGAAACUGCCCGCCGAACCAUUGCCAGAGGAGGCUUAGAAGUGAUGGUGGUCCACCGUUCAAACCAGCUCAACAGAAAAACAAAUUCUUAUAGUAACAGUCUUCUAAUAAAACAGUCUUAUUUAUCCAGGUGGUGUUUGGCUGUUCUGUUCAAAUAAGUUUCCGCUUUAGUUUAGACUUGGCCCAUGUCCCAAAUGUCACCCAUAUAGUCAACUACUUUUGGCCAGGGCCCAAAUGGCAUCCUAUUUUCUAUAUAGAAUGGGGUGCCAUUUGGGACAUCAAUUUGGGUAAGUGACUAAUGGUGGCACAGUGAUGUGGGUAAACUGGUCGCAGGGAAAAAGUAACUCUCCCUAUACUUUCAAUGCAUUUCCCCCCCCAAAAAAUAUGGGUAAACUGAGUUUACUUGUGGCUACCCUCCAUUACACCAGUGGUGGCACACAAUCAUUUGUGUGGGACAUGGUUAAAAGCGGAAGUCAAAUUUCGGGUUGGACCUUGUAUGCAAUUGACCAAUAAAGAUAUCUUAA